Mesitornis unicolor (brown roatelo) is the source of this 396-nucleotide messenger RNA. RefSeq names its product transmembrane protein 120B-like. The record is from RefSeq and is a predicted model, not a curated record. NCBI's taxonomy places the organism in Eukaryota, Metazoa, Chordata, Aves, Mesitornithiformes, Mesitornithidae. Gene Ontology annotation, cellular component: nuclear inner membrane. Gene Ontology annotation, biological process: fat cell differentiation. The annotation marks the transcript as partial. The transcript has 4 exons.
GAAACGCACAAAGUUUACAGGCAGAAGCUGGAAGAAGUCACCACCUUGCAGACAGCCUGCAGCAGCUCCAUACACCGGCAGAAGAAGACACUGAGGGAUCUGAAGCACAGCCUGCAACGGUGCAAGCCCAGAGCAAGCCCUGAGGAGUUUGCUCUCAUUCAGGAGAUCAGCACCCAGAUCAAGGAGAGGCAAAACGCCUUCUUCGACAUGGAAGCCUAUUUGCCCAAGAAGAAUGGCCUGUACUUAAAUCUGGUGCUGGGAAACGUGAAUGUAACUCUCCUGAGUAACCAGGCGAAGUUCGCCUACAAGGACGAGUAUGAGAAGUUCAAACUUUAUCUGACAAUAAUCUUGUUGCUAGGGGCUGUCACCUGCAGGUUUAUUCUGCAUUACAGGUAA